This is a messenger RNA of Meriones unguiculatus (Mongolian gerbil), 5524 nucleotides long. RefSeq names its product integrator complex subunit 10 (gene Ints10). Gene Ontology annotation, cellular component: integrator complex. The transcript is spliced from 17 exons. Gene Ontology annotation, biological process: snRNA processing. Bases 79 to 2322 code for a protein of 747 amino acids. Lineage: Eukaryota; Metazoa; Chordata; Mammalia; Rodentia; Muridae. The record is from RefSeq and is a predicted model, not a curated record.
UGGCACUGGGCAUGCGCAGGGCGCCCCGGGCUGGCGGCGCCGAGGGAGUCCCCGGCGGAUGGGCCGGCGGUCGCGGUCAUGUCGGCCCAGGGCGACUGUGAGUUUCUGGUGCAGCGAGCGCGGGAACUAGUGCCCCAGGACCUGUGGGCAGCCAAGGCGUGGCUGAUCACGGCCCGCAGCCUCUACCCGGCCGACUUCAACAUCCAGUAUGAGAUGUACACCAUUGAACGGAACGCAGAGAGGACCGCCACUGCGGGGAGGUUGCUGUAUGACAUGUUUGUGAAUUUCCCAGACCAGCCAGUAGUAUGGAGAGAAAUCAGUAUCAUAACAUCAGCAUUGAGGAAUGAUUCACAGGAUAAGCAAACCCAAUUUUUGAGGAGCUUGUUUGAAACGCUUCCGGGUCGGGUCCAGUGUGAAAUGCUACUGAAGGUGACGGAACAAUGCUUCAACACGUUGGAACGGUCAGAGAUGCUGUUGUUGCUCCUGAGGCGCUUCCCUGAGACGGUGGUGCAGCAUGGGGUUGGCCUCGGGGAGGCGCUGCUGGAAGCUGAGACCAUUGAAGAGCAAGACUCCCCUGUUAACUGCUUUCGAAAGCUAUUUGUUUGCGAUGUCCUUCCUCUAAUAAUCAACAACCAUGAUGUUCGUUUGCCUGCCAAUUUGUUAUAUAAAUACUUGAACAAAGCAGCUGAAUUUUACAUCAACUAUGUCACUCGGUCCACCCAGUUGGAAAAUCAGCAUCAAGGUGCACAAGAUACUUCUGAUUUAAUGUCUCCGAGCAAACGUAGCUCUCAGAAGUACGUAAUAGAAGGACUGACUGAGAAAUCAUCGCAGAUUGUAGACCCUUGGGAGAGGUUGUUUAAGAUUCUGAAUGUUGUUGGGAUGAGAUGCGAAUGGCAGAUGGAUAAAGGAAGACGAGGCUGCAGCGAAAUACUGCACCGGAUGAAGGAGCUCUGCAGAUACAUGAGCAGCUUCGACAGCGAAGCUCACGCCAACUACAAAAACCAGGUGCUCUACUCCACCGUGCUGGUGUUCUUCAAGAGCGCCUUCCAGUACGUCAGCAGCAUACAGCCGUCUCUCUUCCAAGGUCCUAACGCCCCAAGCCAGGUCCCACUGGUUCUUCUGGAAGAUGUAGCCAAUGUAUACGGUGAUAUUGAGAUUGAUCGCAGUAAACACAUACACAAGAAGAGGAAGCUGGCUGAGGGAAGAGAAAAGACCAUGCAGAGUUCAGAUGACGAAGAGUGUUCAGCAAAAGGAAGAAAUCGGCACAUUGUUGUCAGCAAAGCUGAACUCAGCAACUCCAUUGAAGUGCUGGAGAGCUUCAAGCUGGCCCGGGAGAGCUGGGAGCUGCUCUAUUCCCAGGAAUUCUUUGACAAAGAAUUUACAAGAAUUUGUUUGGCGUGGAAGACAGACACCUGGCUGUGGCUAAGAAUCUUCCUCACAGACAUGAUCAUCUACCAGGGGCAGUAUAAGAAGGCAAUAGCCAGUCUGCAUCACUUAGCGGCACUCCAAGGGUCCCUUUCUCAGCCACAGAUCACAGGACAGGGGACUCUGGAGCACCAGAGGGCGCUCAUCCAGCUGGCCACAUGUCACUUCGCCCUGGGGGAGUACAGAAUGACAUGUGAGAAAGUCCUGGAUCUGAUGUGCUACAUGGUGCUACCCAUACAAGAUGGAGUGAAAUCACAGGAGGAGCCCUCCAAAGUAAAGCCCAAGUUUAGGAAAGGUUUGGAUCUGAAGCUUCUGCCCUGUACCAGUAAGGCUAUUAUGCCAUACUGCCUGCACUUGAUGCUCGCAUGCUUUAAGCUGAGGGCUUUUACAGAUAACAGAGAUGACAUGGCACUGGGCCAUGUGAUUGUACUGCUCCAACAGGAGUGGCCACGAGGAGAAAACCUUUUCCUGAAAGCCAUCAGUAAGAUUUGCCAGCAAGGAAAUUUCCAGUAUGAGAACUUCUUCAGCUAUGUUACAAACAUUGAUAUGCUGGAGGAAUUUGCCUAUUUACGAACCCAGGAAGGAGGGAAGAUUCAUCUGGAAUUACUCCCAAAUCAAGGAAUGCUGAUCAAGCCUUCUAGCCCUCCCAUGGGGUUCCCGCAGCAGGGACUCUUACCUGUGCUUCAGCCCAGCAUACAGACUGCUGACAGGUACCAAGUGGAAAAACACCUGCUCAUAGUGUGCUGUCUGUCAACAUGUUUUCCCGCCCAUGGUUUUCAGCUCUUUGUCCCUCGGUGCUCUUUUUCAUGCUUUAUUUAUUUGUUUUUGAUUUGUUCUGCAUUCCUUGGCAAGCCAUCUGGUUGUAAAUAUUGUAACAUUUUUAAUUUUUCUCCAUGAGUUGCCAGUGUGUUUGUGUUGAAUUUAAAAAUCAUUAUGGAUCUGGGAGGGGAAACAAAAGUUUGAUAAAACUGUAUUAGACUAAGUGACUGUUAGAGGAAGUGCUAAACUGAUCUGUUUUGUUGGGUCAUGAAUAUGAUGUUGACAUACAUUUACCACAGUAAACUUUUAGUAUGGGUUUCCAUGUUAAUGAUCAGGACUGUUUUGCUCUAACAGACAUUCACACAGUCUGUCCCUGCCUUAAGCAGGCCGCCUUGUUUCAGAUUGUACCUUUCUGAACUGGCAAUAUUUAAUAAGCUAAAAUGAUGCUGAGUUUAUUUAGCUAGAUUCUCCUGUUGUUAAACCAUAAGACCUAACUACAGUCCUCUGCCGCUUACCAGCAGGGACUCGCCUGUCCUGCACUGUACUGCUGCAUGGACAUCAUAGGGUGCAGUUAUUCAAACCUGAGCUGCGUACCCAGGCUAUAGGGGAACCGAUGCAGCCCUUCACUGAGUGUGGCGCGACUGCCAUUGACAUCAGCCAAACAUGCAUAGAGGCUCUGAUGCAGAUAUGAUUGAGUUGUGCUGCUGUCGCCACACAUCUGUGUGGCAAUCCCACUGGACCAUAUCAAACAGAGUAGCAGUUAUCUGUGUCUUUAGUAGUAGUAGGGGAGAGUUUGUCCUUUGACAUAUGACCUGUACAUGCAUGUAAUUUAGACUUGGUCCAGUUUUGGGUUGCAGCCUAGGGACCCAGAUUAGAUUAGACAGCAUAAAGCAGUGUGCAUCUGUCUGCCCAGCGGGCCCCAGACUCGACCCUCAGAGACACCCAGCUGAGUCAACCAGCUCGACCCGACGUGUCCAUGCAGAACUGUUCCCUUGUGGCCCUGCUGUCUUCCUUCCCUUUAACGUGGCUGUGGGCUGUUGCACAGUGUUCUGUUUUCACAAGUCUAAACACGACAUCUUUUACUGUGGCACUGUGGGGUUGUGACUCCUUCUCACUUUCUAUGUAACAAUGUGUUUUGGAAGCAGAAGCAUUUAGCAUGAUAGCCACAGCCUCAGUUUUCUCACUACCUGAAACCGUGUGACUUGGAGGAGAGUUAGGGAUGAGGUAGGGAACAGAGGUGGCUUUUGUUUGUCUAAAGCUGUCACAUUACCAAACUAGCCGCCCAAAUUCCUCUGUUUGUGGUUGAGUCCACUGAGUUUUGCUGGACUUUUCUUUUCCUAUGUUCAUUUUGUUGUCACUUUCUGGGAUUCUGUUUGUCCUUUCCCGUCCUAACGCACGGCUCUUGGGGCACAGUUAGACACCUCUUGGCUUUUGCUCCCACUAACCUACCCACAGACAAGCAAGCACCUGGACAGCUCUUCAUAGAACCUCAUAGGCAGUGAUUGCACCUUUCCAACCUGUGACACGGUUCUGUCUCAGGGCCCCAGGGUCCCUGCCUUUUCUACAACAGUCUGGAUGGACACAGCACUCAAAGGGGGAUCUACCCUGGCCUGGCUCCUUGGGGAUAGGCCUGCAUUCAGGACCCCAGCAGCUCUGCAGGAGCCUGAGCUUUGCUGGGCCUACCAGCCAUGGAGGGCCUGCCAGAGAACUCAGGGAGCUCCUUGGUGACUAGACAUUAGGUUCUUCUUCCCACUCCUGUCUCUCUGGGGUCUGUGGCCAGGUUUGCACAGCGAGGCCAGUGAGGGUGGACGUAAAGCACCCCAAGGCACUGCACUGUAUGAGCCUCAGAAGCUCAGAGGAGAAGCAGGUGACAUUGCAUUGACUAUUUGGCUGUGUAAAAUGACCCAGUCUAGGGCAGGAAAAAUGUCUGCCUAGUAUUGAGCCUGAGAAGAAUGGACAAGAGUGGUUACCUGGUUGCAGCUUUUCGUUUUGAAUUUGUUUUAAAUGUGUGACUAUACUUAGCUAUGAGGCAGGUGAUUCCUAUCCAGGUUACACUAGGCCUUGGUGCUGUUUCUGACCGUGGUCUCCUUCUGUUUCCCUGUCGCUGACCUCAGGCACCACACCGUCACUCGAGGCAUCACCAAAGGCGUGAAGGAGGACUUCCGCCUGGCCAUGGAACGCCAGGUCUCCCGCUGUGGUGAGAACCUGAUGGUGGUGCUGCAUCGCUUCUGCAUUAAUGAGAAGAUCUUGCUCCUUCAGACCCUGACCUGACAGGCCUCUGGGCCACCAGCAGCUCAGCUCUGUGCCUGGAGGAGUCACAGCUGUAACGAGUGCUGCCGCACCAGGGCAGAUGGAGAAACACCAGGUUUCUCCCUUGGUUGCUUAAAAGUCAAUCUCAAGAGUGUGGGGAGUUACUUCUAUUUUUAAGAAUUCAGGUUUUUUAAUUUGUAUAAAACAAGUCAGUCCAUUUUGUAAAUAAAAAUCCUAAAAUAUGAAGUGUAAAAAAACCUUAUUUUUAGUUUCAAGUAGGGUCUUUUAUUUUUCUAAGCAUGCAGUAAGGGGGCAAAAGUUCAACACAAUUGAAUGGAGGAAUGAGUUUUAUUAUAUACUUUCAUGAUGGAAUCUGUCGUCCAUGACCUGAGGUGUGCGUUCACUGAUACGCUUCGGUAAGUAUUGUACAUCAAGAUAACGUUUGACCUUUCAUUUUAUGCAAAAUUGAACUUGAGCUUGUCCUUUUCCCGCUGAGAGUAUCAGAAAAGCUGGGACAAGAAACAGGUGAAACAGCCAAGGGACAGGGGAGCCUCUUCUCUGCUGCCUCAGAAAGUCAGUGUGGCCCGUGGGCCUUUAGAGCCAGACAACAAUGCCUGGCAGUCACCUGGAACCCAUCCCUGCUCUCUGUUUGCCUGGUGAGCAAGGAUGUUGUUUUGUAGGUGUUUUUUUUUUUUAAAAAAAAAAAAAAGAGAGAGAGAGAGAGAGAGAGGAAGGAAGGAAAGUUCGGCAUUCUUAUUUUCUCCCAAGGUCAUUCUGUGCAUUCUUGGGGUCUUAACACAGCCUAUUGAGGCAUAGACUUUAGGUAUAAGGGAUUUUCUUGCUAUGUCAACUGUCAUGGUAUGAAUAGUGUCACCCAAAGGUCAUUAUAUUCAAAUUGGCCUUAACUUCAUGUUGGUUUAGUGUUUCAUACAUGUAAUGAUGGUUGUUUAUAGACUGUCAGUAGGGGGUUCUAUUUUUUCUUUUAUUUAUUUCCUGUUGAAAAGUCUAUGGGUUGCAGCAGAUUGAAAAUACUGUGCUGGAGAAUAUCGCAGUAAUCUGGGAGAAAAAUAAAAUGAUUUUAUGAUUUGAG